Cynocephalus volans (Philippine flying lemur) is the source of this 5198-nucleotide messenger RNA. RefSeq names its product adhesion molecule with Ig like domain 1 (gene AMIGO1). Gene Ontology annotation, molecular function: protein binding. NCBI's taxonomy places the organism in Eukaryota, Metazoa, Chordata, Mammalia, Dermoptera, Cynocephalidae. The transcript is spliced from 2 exons. Gene Ontology annotation, cellular component: membrane. The record is from RefSeq and is a predicted model, not a curated record. The coding region runs from base 438 to 1973 and encodes 511 amino acids. Gene Ontology annotation, biological process: brain development.
CUCGCUCGGCUCAGAUCGCGGCGCCUCCCGUUCCGCUCCCCGGCAGCGCUCCAAGCUGGGCCGCGGACCUGGAGGCGGCGGCCGUGGUCGGUGGGCUCCGGCUGGCGCAGCGGUCGAGGCGGCGGCGCGGGUGAGCGGAACUGAGCCCAGCAAGUCCCCGGAGGCGAUGUUGCCCGGCGCGGGCUCCUGCGUAAGGCGGGCGCUGUGACAGGCCAGCCGGUGAGGCGCCGCCGGGGGAGGCCGCGACGGAGCUCCCGGACCGGCCAUGGGCUGAGACACGUCCUCGCCGAGCAGCCCAACCAGAGUGGGGAUGGGGUCGGAGGGGAAAGUGGGAGAGCUGGUCUUUCCCUCCAGAGGCCCUGGUGACUGCAAACCCAUGCUUUCUUUCAAGCCUGUGGUGAAAUUGACCCUUCUGUACCCCACCAGAACAUGCCCGGAUGAUUCCCUCCCAGAUCUUCCUUGUGGACUUCCUCGCACUCCCUAGUGACACUAUGCAACCCCAGCGUGACCUGCGAGGCCUCUGGCUCCUGCUACUGUCCUCAUUCCUGUUCCUUUUUGAGGUGGCCAGAGCUGGCCGACCCGUGGUUAGCUGUCCUGCCGCCUGCCUGUGCGCCAGCAACAUCCUGAGCUGCUCCAAGCAACAGCUGCCCAAUGUGCCCCACUCCUUGCCCAGCUACACAGCCCUGCUGGACCUCAGCCACAACAACCUGAGCCGCCUGCGGGCUGAGUGGACCCCCACGCGCCUGACCCACCUGCACUCCCUGCUGCUGAGCCACAACCACCUGAACUUCAUCUCCUCUGAGGCCUUUUCCCUGGUACCCAAACUGCGCUACUUGGACCUCUCCUCCAACCAGCUGCGUACACUGGAUGAGUUCCUGUUCAGUGAACUGCAAGCACUGGAGGUGCUGCUGCUCUACAAUAACCACAUCGUGGCAGUGGACCGCUCUGCCUUCGAUGACAUGGCCCAGCUGCAGAAACUCUACUUGAGCCAGAACCAGAUCUCCCGCUUCCCUCUGGAACUGGUCAAGGAAGGAACCAAGCUAACCAAACUAACACUCCUGGAUCUCUCCUCCAACAAGCUGAAGAACUUGCCAUUGCCUGACCUGCAGAAACUGCCAGCAUGGAUCAAGAACGGGCUGUACCUGCAUAACAACCCCCUGCACUGUGACUGUGAGCUGUACCAGCUCUUUUCACACUGGCAGUACCGGCAGCUGAGCUCUGUGAUGGACUUUCAGGAGGAUCUGUACUGCAUGAGCUCCAAAAAGCUGCACAAUGUCUUCAACCUGAGUUUCCUCAACUGUGGUGAGUACAAGGAGCGUGCCUGGGAGGCCCACCUGGGUGAGAAAUUGAUCAUCAAGUGUGACACCAAGCAGCAGGGGAUGACUAAGGUGUGGGUGACACCAAGCAAUGAACGGGUGCUAGAUGAAGUGGCCAAUGGCACAGUGAAAGUGUCCGAGGAUGGCAGUCUUCAUUUCCAGAAGGUGCAGGUCAAGGACGGUGGUGUGUACACCUGCUAUGCCAUGGGGGAGACUUUCAAUGAGACACUGUCUGUGGAGUUGAAAGUGUACAAUUCCACCUUGCACGGGCACCAUGACACCCUCAACACAGCCUAUACCACCCUAGUGGGCUGUAUCCUCAGUGUGGUCCUAGUCCUCAUAUACCUAUACCUCACCCCUUGCCGCUGCUGGUGCCGGGGUGUAGAGAAGCCUUCUAGCCAUCAAGGAGACAGCCUCAGCUCUUCCAUGCUUAGUACCACACCCAACCAUGAUCCUAUGGCUGGUGGGGACAAGGAUGAUGGUUUUGACCGGCGGGUGGCCUUCCUGGAACCUGCUGGACCCGGACAGGGUCAAAACGGCAAGCUCAAGCCAGGCAACACCCUGCCGGUGCCCGAGGCAACAGGCAAGGGCCAACGGAGGAUGUCGGAUCCAGAAUCGGUCAGCUCGGUCUUCUCUGAUACUCCCAUUGUGGUGUGAGCAGGAUGGGUUGGUGGGGAGAUUCUGCCCCAGGAGAGGUAACGCACCCCGAAGGAUAUGAGGGGAUGGAAGAGAGGGCUGACUGCCCAAGGGAGUGGGUUCCUCCUGACCGCAAGGGAAUAGGUCAUGGGUACAACAGGAGGCAAGACCCCAACCAGGGUGUGGCUGCCACAGUUUUCAAAUAUGGGUAUGUUAAUCCUCAGGCAAAUGCCACACCCCUAUCCCAAAACCUGGCAAUUCUCAAUGUGGUAGAGGAAGCAUGUCUGAGUUGGAUGGGAAUGAGGAAGGGGUGAGGAGAAGAGCAGAGUCCCUAAACUUUUGAGGUCAUUGCUAGCUCCUUAAGCGAAAACCAUCUGAAAAAUUUUUUCUGCUUCUGCCCACCCACACCAGUGAUGUGUAUGUUGGAGGGAGCUUCCGCUGGAGCCACAUUGGGGGAAAACUGUAGUAAUCUUCUCUGGUCAGGAAGUCACACUUCACAGCUGGGGAAAUUGGAAACCUUUGGAAAAUGAGUCAGGAAAAGGCUAAGUCCUCAUCAAUAACACUCCCAAAACUGUUGUGAGACUUCCCACAAAAGUCUCCCUCUUUCCCGAUGAGCCUUGAGUGGAUUGGUCUUUGCAGGAGCCUGGCCCAUUACCUGUUAGUUAUGGCAGCAGUGUGGGAUGUGGGAUCUGUGCCUUGUCCUGGGACCAAUGGCACAGAGGGGCACAGGGGUCUGUGUCACAGCGUAGGUGCCAGCACAAAACUUAUAGAUGGGGGGUGAACUCCAAGUAGGGUGAUUCUCUGGUUAUUGAAACCCUUGGUUAGCAUUUGAUUUCCAGCAUCUGUGUGUCAGACUAGAGUGGGGGCUGCUGAAGGGCAGAGAGCUUUUAUGGAUGCGUGCCACAGACAUGGUAUGUGGGCCCACUUCAAACUAGAAGGAUGAGAAUAAAUCAGUCUCUAUUAUGUAGCAUCCAGCUGGACCUACCUGAUUGUCUGUAUAUGCCAUCUCUUCAUUCAGUCUCCUUAUAAAGCUCAGAUAGGAUUCUGAGUUUUCCCUAAUAUGCUGCUCUACAAACGGAGUAGUCCAGCAGAGUCUGGCCCCAGCUGGGUUAGAUCAGCCUUGGAGAUAGAGGGACUUGCUAAUGUAUCUCCUGUAUGUUCAGAAGGCUGCCUCAGUCCUCUUUCAGAGAUCUUACUCUGCUGCAAAGACAAAGCAUGGGAUUUUGUCAUCUGAGUAGCUGGAAUUGGGUAGUCUCUGUUUCAGAAUGGCAAUUUGGAGUGUGGCUCAGAGUUCUGCCCUCUCCAGAAGGUUCCAGGCAAUCCUGUAGCAGAGACAAUCAGUGGCGCUAAACUUUCAGAAGGAGAGUUCAGCCACCCGGAUGAAGCCACCCUCUCAGCCAAAGGUCUGAGCAGUUGUGGUUGUUAGGCCACAGGGACUUAAGAAGAAUGAACCCAGCAUUUCAGUCCAUCUAAGGAUGCAGAAUACUUUGGGUAUGGAGAUGACUGCUCUCUUUGACUGUACUGUAGGCCCUGGGAGGUUGUUGCUCUGAGCUUUGCAGGGGGAUGAUCAAAGAUGAGAAUGUCUUUAAUGUUGGUCUUUUUCAGUGUCUCCUCCCACGUUUCCUGUCCACUGGAAGUUCUCCAGAUCCUCUAGUUUUCUGACCUGUUCUUUAGGUUCCAAGAGGUGUUAUUUACCUGUGGGUGAGGGCUUCUUCCUAGGAGGGCCUGACUGUUAAGCUGCGUAUUAAGAUUGGGGCAGGGGACUGGAACUCAACAUCUUCCCCUUGUCUGUUCCUGGGAUCUCAAUACUGCUUUCCUUCCUUUAUUAAUAACCUAGUUUUGUUGAGAAAGAGGUGCAGCAUUUCCCUCAAGUACUUGCAUGCUCAUAGGGAUGCAUGCUUAUAGGUAUGCACACACACCAGCACCUUGACUUCCAUCAGGACAGUGAGUCUGUAGUCCUCACUAAUGCCACUCCCAGAAUGGUCUCCACCUAUGUGCACAACGUCACGCACACGAUUUUCUUGCCCUGUAGGGGACAAUGACCAUGCCAGGCUUCUCAAAUACACAACUCUUGUACUGUAAUUUCUGAACUCCCUGAAGCUUCACUUUCACCCACAUCUCCGUGGCAAUGAAUCACUUCUCUGCAAAGGCUGGAGUUAGGAGAACCACAGGCUGAAGACCUUGGGAGAAGGGGUGGUGAGGAGCUAGCUGGCUCUUCAAACUCCUUAGAAACCUUCUUAAAGACUUUAUAUAUGAGAAAUUAAGAUAGAACUAGGUCAAUGAAGAACCCAGAAGGAACUGGCAGGGGGCCAGGCAGCUGUGAGUUGCUCUUCCUAUAUUAGCUUUCUUGAUGAGGCAAGGGCAGGAAAGAAAAGUUGUCUGUUAUAUUCCAGAGACUUCUGAGGAUUUUGUUACUGGAGCUAUAAGAACAAGGACUCCCUCCUCAAACCUGGGAAAGUCUCAUCUCCAUGCUGAAGUUUCCCCUCUUGGCACAUCUAGGGCUCUGGAAAUCUUUAAAGUGAAGUCAAAUGAAGCAGGCCUUCUGGGGCAUUCAGGCGUAGUUCCUGAGGACUAGGGAGGACAUUUUCUUCCUAAGUCCUACUCAGUUUAGGGAAUAAGAAAAGUCCCUGCAGCUCUAAGUCUCCCUGGUAUAUCUGCUAUUUUGGCCCCUUGUUUGAGACACUUGGUAGAUGUGCUUGGUUGCCCCACCAAGAGAUGUAACUGAUUAGCCUCCCCUGUGGUUUCAGUUGAUAGAACCCAAAGGUAGCUUUUUACUUGGGGAUUUGAGUCCUCAGCAUAUUUAAGCUCCUAGAACCCUGUGUAGAAAACUGCCAGGUGUGGUUAUAACAAAAGGCUGAGAGAUCACCUCCUCACCUCACCCCACCUGGAACCCAUAAACCAUAUAUGUCUCACAGGAAGCAGGUGUCCCUGGAGACAGAGUAUGACAGGGCUGUACAAUCUGUCUAUGUAGUUAUUUGUGAUCUUUUUUCUUUGCCUAUAUUUAUGGGGCCCCCAGGAAGGGGCCAGGAGAGGGUACACGCCAGCUAGAGAGAGCAAAGCUAACUGAUUCCAGUUUUCUGUGUGUGCUUACCUCUAUACUUCCUCGUAGCCCUGCUGACAAAGCAAGCAGGCUUCCCGUGUCCAGGACCCUGUUCCUCCCACUUGUGUAUACCCAGGCUGGCAAAUCUUGGAGCCUCUGGGCUCUGAAAACUAGACAAUGAUCAUUAAACCUGGCUUGAGUCUCUG